AACCAGCAGGCGGUAACUCUCAAGAAACUUAUUUGUGAGUGCUAUCUUGCACUCGUAAUUUGUCAUUAGACAAUUGUACCUACAGCUACUGCUUAUACUUGGUUCCACCGCUGCAAAUUCAUAUGCCGGCUUUGUUUGCCUGAUGCUGCUUGAGUUACGAAGUGAGCCGUGAGCUUCCAUAGCCAUCACCGUGACUGCAUUUCAUGUCAAUUUUUCGUGUCAUGGAGUGACUCCGCGAGUACGAACCACAGAAUACUCCUGCUAAAGAAGUCGAAUGGAAAAAAGAGCGUGGGAACCCUCAGAGCUACUUACGAGUAAUCUGCUGAAGCUAACCUGGACGGUUCUUGCACUGUCAGUUUGUAUUCGGGUUCUCACUUAGCGAAGAGUGCUGCGCUAGUUGUGCAACUGACACGUUUGGACCGUAGGCGAAGCGCUAAAGAAAGCAGUAAGGGAUGUGGCCUCCGAUACUGGAUUCGAUUCCCCCAGAGGGUCCACCGACCCCGCCUUUGAUUAAAGACAGGAGGACAGCGGAGACCAAAAAAGCCAAGGAGGAUGCAGAGGAGAAAAGGGUACAUGUGCUCUGUUUUCAUAAGCAAUAGGCGUUUUGCAGUUGUUCGACACCUGUUACAAAGCUCGUCCUCAUUUGCAUUUUGUACAAAAAAAAGAUCCGUUUCCUGGUGGCUUUCGUAACUCUAUGAAUCUCUUUUAUCAUGUAUACAUCACUCAGAGGCACGAGCUCGAGCGUCGAGCAUGGGAACGCGAGAGGAGGAUGCUCAUGCGGAAGAUUCAAACUUUGGAGAAGGUGGUUUCGAAUGACAAGCUGGAAAAGAUGGAGUCAGCAAUGGAGAGGCGGAAGCCCAAGACGUACUUCUAAGUUUGCAAUUUGGAAUGUCGCAGGUUGCUACAACUCGCACUAUUUAAUGGAUUAGUGGAAAUCGCUAACUGGCACUUAAUAAGUAUCGUGAAUGCUCCUUUUUAUCUUUCUUCUCAGGAAAAGCCCAAGUGUCCAGAUAGCUCCGCGGCCAAGGCCCGAGGGUGCAAUGGACCAGGAGGCGCUGGAAAGGCGGCCAAGAGAUCCGCCAAUCAUGCUAGAGCCUGAAUGCGUUGAGCCAUUUCCAAAUUUGAAGGAGGUCGAACGGAAGUCGCCGCGAUCACCAUCAGAGGGUCGAGCGGGAUCACCCGAAGGUCGUGCCGAAAAGACGAUACGUAUGGGGAAACUGCAGGACUUCGAUUUCAGGUUUUUACAAUUUUCUAGGUAGGGAAGUCUAAGUCCGUAGGCUAUGCCAUUACUGACUUUUCAGAAGUAUCGAGAGUGGAUGAUUGGCGAUAACCAUUUGUUUUCCUUAGAAGAUACAUCCUAUUCAUCUUUCAGGGAAGAGCUAAAAGUGAUGAACAACCUGCGGAUGGGUGCCUACUCCAAUUCUCUCUGGGAUGCCUUUUACGACUGGCAGCAUACCAUGAACCAGCCGUCGUACACGAGAGCGAAUUCAAAGUUACGUCUAUGUUUUGUUGAAAGUUCCAAGGGGGCUGUAAGUUUUGAGAUUCAAGGUGUUUUUGUGCCGGUCUUACUUAGGCUUUGCCUUAGAGGUUGAGUAAUAAUAGUUUUGAAAGUUCACUUCUAAUAACCAGUCCUUCGAAAGGUGGUGGAAGCACACGGGGUAGUCCAGCGAAGGCGAGACAAAAUGAAGGGUCCUCACCAUCAAAGGGAACCGGUGGGACCUCAUUACAAAGGCACCCGAGCUCAAGUCCAACCAAGCAUAAAUCGAGCAGCGGGGGAUGAGCAGAUUUCCGAUUGAAGAGAACAGACGGAAGAACUCAUUCAAUUUUGGAAAUCAAGAUCGUGUUCAUGAACUGUCACAGUGAAUGAGGUCCACGGCCUGCAAUCUUAUCAGUCGAAGAUAAGAUCUGCCUACC
This is a messenger RNA of Amoebophrya sp. A25, 1914 nucleotides long. The record is from the annotation of a GenBank genome assembly. NCBI's taxonomy places the organism in Eukaryota, Dinophyceae, Syndiniales, Amoebophryaceae.